Messenger RNA from Glycine soja, 1512 nucleotides. Its product is annotated as alpha/beta hydrolase domain-containing protein 17B-like. The transcript has 5 exons. The record is from RefSeq and is a predicted model, not a curated record. The coding region runs from base 195 to 1259 and encodes 354 amino acids. NCBI's taxonomy places the organism in Eukaryota, Viridiplantae, Streptophyta, Magnoliopsida, Fabales, Fabaceae.
AAAUACACCAACAACACUGAACAGUCUCUUUCUUCUCUCUAUCUCUCUCAAGAACUUAGAAAUUCAAAAAAGUUACUCACAAAAAUAUAAUAAGAAAGAACUCCACCAGCACCAACACCAACACCACCAAAAGAGCACAAUUUUCAAAACCCACGCGCCGCCGUGACGCGCAGCCUGUAUGAGUCAUCGCCGCCAUGGGCGGAGUCACCUCCUCGAUCGCCGCCAAGUUCGCCUUCUUCCCGCCGCACCCACCGUCCUACACGGUGGUCGCCGCCGCCGAGGGUGGCGGCUUCUCGGACCCUCCGCCGGCGCCGCCGCGCCUCGCCAUUCCGGAGGUGCCGAGCAAGGACAACGUGGACGUGCUUAAGCUUCGCACGCGCCGAGGCAACGAAAUCGUGGCGUUGUACGUUAAGUACCAUAGACCCACCUGCACCAUGCUCUAUUCUCACGGGAAUGCCGCGGAUUUGGGCCAAAUGUUCGAACUUUUCGUUGAAUUGAGCAACAGGCUUCGCCUCAAUGUUAUGGGUUACGAUUACUCUGGUUAUGGACAGUCAACAGGAAAGCCAACUGAAUGUAAUACAUACGCAGAUAUUGAUGCUGCAUAUAAAUGCCUAAAAGAGCAAUACGGGGUGAAAGAUGAGCAAUUGAUAUUGUAUGGUCAAUCUGUUGGGAGUGGUCCGACACUUGAUCUUGCUUCACGGAUAGCAGAACUGAGAGGUGUUAUCUUGCAUAGUCCGAUUUUGUCAGGACUUAGAGUACUAUACCCCGUAAAACGGACAUACUGGUUUGAUAUUUACAAGAAUAUUGAUAAAGUUGGUGCAGUCAAAUGUCCUGUUUUGGUUAUACAUGGGACAGCAGAUGAAGUUGUCGAUGUGUCCCAUGGGAAGCAGCUCUGGGAGCUUUGCAAGGUAAAGUACGAACCCUUGUGGGUAAGUGGUGGUGGACAUUGUAAUCUUGAGCUUUACCCUGAAUUCAUUAAACAUCUAAAGAAAUUUGUACAGACAAUUGGAAAAUCUAAAGCAACUGCAAAUGGUUCUAAAAAGGACACUGUAGAAUCUGAUAAUCAAGGCAAAGCUAGCAAAGAAUCUGAAAGUGGAACUUCCGUUACUUCUGAAUUGAGUACAGAAAUCCCUGAAGUUUCUAGAAACAGUUUAGAUAGCCGUCUCGAGAAGUCUAAAAAACCAGACAAACCGGAAAAAUCUCGUAUGAGCACAGACCAUGUUGAUAGGUUUAGGAGAAGAAAGGGGUUAGUUUGGUAGUGUCUCUCACAGGAACUGUAUCCAGAAUAAUUUAUCUGCUAGGAUUCACUUGGCAGGUAAUCUAAUUCCACUUUUCAGGUAAUGAUGCCACUUCUAAAUGAAUAUAUUGAGUGAGUUUUCUGUUUCCUUUCCUCCUUCUUAGGUCCUGAAUUCAGCUGUAUGUUAAAUUAUUGAGAGCAAUAUGCAUUUGUAUGCCCUGUAAAAUCAACAGCUUGAUAUAAAUGCAAUCAUUAUGAUAAUUUGUUUUUGGUUA